Molecule: messenger RNA, 2140 nt
Organism: Ziziphus jujuba (common jujube)
Lineage: Eukaryota; Viridiplantae; Streptophyta; Magnoliopsida; Rosales; Rhamnaceae
Product: calcium-dependent protein kinase 2
Exons: 8
Coding region: 253-1890 (545 amino acids)
Biological process (GO): protein autophosphorylation; intracellular signal transduction; peptidyl-serine phosphorylation
Cellular component (GO): cytoplasm; nucleus
Molecular function (GO): calcium/calmodulin-dependent protein kinase activity; calmodulin binding; calcium-dependent protein serine/threonine kinase activity
Source: RefSeq, a predicted model, not a curated record
UUCAAAACAGAGAGAGAGGACAGAGAAAUGUCUUCCUUUCUCCUAAUCAAAUUCAAAAUUUAUAAAUCACAUGUGUAUUGGCAGGUUCAUUCCCAAUUUUAAGCAUUUUCCAUCUCUUUACCAACUUUGUCUGGUUUCAAAUUUUGCUUUGAAAAGAUUAAAAUAAAAAAAAUAAAAAAAUAAAAAGAAAAGGGGCAAGAAAUUGUAUUCCAUUCCGAAAUUCUCACACCCAUCCAUCCCUUGUAGACAAAAAUGGGUUGCCAUCAGAGCAAGAAAUACACUUCAAAAGAAGACGAUAAUGGCUAUGAAGCAGCAGCCACCGGUGGUGGUGCUAGAAAUCACCAAACUCAUCAGCAACCACAGCCAAUGGUUCAGAACCAGAAAGUCUCUGUCCCUCAAACUCACAACCCACCAACCAGACCAAAACCACAGCCCCAACAGCCACAGCCACCAAAGUCUCCACAGCCACAGCCACAGAUGGUCGAUGUUGCUCCUUCAAAUGCUAUACUGGGCAAGCAGUUUGAUGACAUCAGACAGUACUAUACUCUUGGAAAAGAACUGGGUCGAGGCCAAUUCGGUAUUACUUAUUUGUGCACUGAGAAUUCUACUGGUCAUGCUUAUGCCUGCAAAUCUAUACUCAAGAGGAAGCUGGUGAAGAAGAGUGACAGAGAUGACAUAAAGAGAGAGAUUCAGAUCAUGCAGCAUUUGUCUGGGCAACCAAACAUUGUUGGGUUCAAAGGAGCUUAUGAGGACACGUAUUCUGUUCACCUCGUGAUGGAACUCUGUGCUGGUUUGGAGCUUUUCGAUCGGAUUAUAGCGCAGGGCCAUUAUUCUGAGAGAGCUGCUGCUGGGAUUUGCCGGGCCAUUGUGAAUGUUGUGCAUAUUUGCAAUUUUAUGGGUGUGAUGCACCGUGAUCUCAAGCCUGAGAAUUUCUUGUUCUCUAGUAAGGAUGAAAAUGCUAUGUUGAAGGCUGCUGAUUUUGGCUUGUCUGUUUACAUUGAAGAAGGAAAGGUGUAUCGUGAUAUAGUAGGUAGUGCCUACUAUGUUGCUCCUGAAGUAUUGCGCCGGAGUUACGGAAAGGAAAUAGAUGUUUGGAGUGCUGGAGUUAUUCUGUAUAUUCUACUGAGUGGUGUACCUCCAUUUUGGGCUGAAACUGAGAAGGGAAUAUUUAAUGCCGUAUUGGAAGGACAUAUUGACUUUGAGAGUCAGCCAUGGCCAUCUAUAUCAGACAGUGCUAAAGAUCUAGUUAGGAAGAUGUUAACACAAGACCCAAAGAAGCGAAUAACUCCUGCAGAAGUUCUUGAACAUCCGUGGCUUAGAGACGGUGGAGAAGCAUCAGACAAGCCAAUAGAUAGUGCAGUUCUCUCUAGGAUGAAGCAAUUCAGAGCAAUGAAUAAGCUCAAGAAGCUUGCUUUGAAGGUCAUUGCAGAAAAUCUAUCUGAAGAAGAAAUUAAAGGUCUUAAAGCAAUGUUCACCAACAUGGAUACUGACAAGAGUGGCACUAUCACGUAUGAAGAACUGAAGACAGGUUUGGCUCGUAUUGGGUCACAACUGUCAGAGCCCGAAGUCAAGCAAUUAAUGGAAGCUGCUGAUGUGGAUGGAAAUGGAUCAAUUGAUUACAUUGAAUUUAUAUCUGCCACAAUGCAUAGACACAGACUAGAAAGGGACGACCACCUAUACAAAGUAUUCCAGUACUUUGAUAAGGAUAAUAGUGGGUUUAUUACAAAAGAUGAAUUAGAGACUGCUAUGAAGGAGCAUGGAAUUGGUGAUGAGUCCAGUAUCAGAGACAUAAUCUCUGAGGUUGAUACUGAUAAUGAUGGGAGGAUCAACUAUACAGAAUUCUGUACAAUGAUGAGAAGUGGGACUCAACAUCCAGGAAAGCUCUUUUAGUUACGUUCCCCACCAGCAGAGGUGUGUUAUGAUGUAAGUGAGAUUCAACAACAAGGAAAACUCAUUUUUACGUUAAUUAACUAUUUACUGAGGUAACAAAGUUAGAUGGUUGUUAUUUGAGUUACAGGGAGGACUGAACCAUUUUUGAGAUGGUUUCCCUUAGAAGUCUUUUUUAUUUUAUUUUAUUUUUCAAUCUUGCACGCAAAAAUGGUCAGUUUCAGCAUGAGAAGUUAUGAGUUACUGGUUAUUC